AUGAACGAAGACGAGCUAGACCAGCCGUCGCAUAUCGUCUUCUAUCUGUUUAUUAUAUUCAGUGUUCUGAUGCUACAAGGGGGCAUAGCUCUCUUCUAUACCGGGCUGACGUCUGGGAAGGCAGCAUUGACGCAAGCAGCCUACGCUGUGGCCGGCCAUGUCGUCACCGUCCUGCAGUUUUUCAUCAUCGGCUACUCGCUCGUGCGCACAGAGAACAGCGGUAUACUUGGAAACUUUGUUGGAGGCCUAAAGUAUACGUUUUUCAGGAACAUUGCUUGGGAUAAUACCACCGAGAUCAUCACGGCUGUUGGCCCGGCGUUCAUCCACACAGGGUUUGCUGGGGUUUGCUGUGCAAUUAUGUUUGGUGCCGUCCAUCUACGGGCUAGCAUGCCGCCAUCUCUUUUAUUUCAGUUCUUUUGGCUCACUUUGGUCUACUGUCCUGCUGCCUACUGGGCUUGGAAUGCUUCUGGGUGGGCUAACCAGUGGGGAGUUUUAGAUUACGCCGGAGGCACUGUCGUACACUGCGUGGCCGGGUUUACGGCUCUGGCGUAUGCUUCCAAGCUGGGUACUCGACUUGGCUACGAGAAUUAUGAUAUGCACCCCUUCAAUCUGCUGCUGGUUAUAAUUGGCACGUUCAUGAUGAUUAUGGGCUGGAUAGGCUUCAACGGUGGUGCAACAAUGGCACCGAGUGCAAUUGUUUUGUUGGCAGUGACAAACACAGCAAUUUCAGCGUCUGCUGGAGGUGUCACCUGGCUGCUGUUGGACCACAGCUUUGAUGGUGAGUGGUCGCUUGUGGGCCUCUGUUCUGGCGUAGUGUCGGGGUUGGUGUGUAUUACCUCUGGUGCUGCCUUUGUAGAGCCUUAUGCUGCAAUCUUUUUCGGUGCUAUCGGUGCCUUUGUGUGCAAUUUGAGUACGCAGGUCAAGUUCCGUUUGAAAAUCGAUGACGCACUGGAUGUGUUUGCCGUUCAUGGAAUCGGUGGUUUUGCGGGCACAAUUCUCACCGGCAUUUUUGCCAGUCCCAAAUUAACUGAAAACAAAGGGCUGGUUUACGGGAAUUUUGCCCAACCUUUCAAACAGCUGGUGCAUAUUGUUGUUCUCAUAUUCUAUGUCCUGAUUGUAUCGAACCUGAUUCUGAGACUAUUUGAGUUUCUGGGCUUGGAACUAAGAGUAGACCCAGAUGACGAGAGAAUUGGUUUGGAUCUUGCAGAGCAUGGAGAGACACUGCUGCACAACCCAAGUGAGCCGCGGGCCGGCGUGGGCAUGAGUUCAGUUGCCUAUGAUGGAUCUAUGAACCGGUACCUUAAACCGAACACAAACACAUCAAUGGUUCCUACCGCAGAUACUCCGCUUCUUGAUCGUAUGUCUCGAGAGGUUUCUCAUUUGUAA
Molecule: messenger RNA, 1386 nt
Organism: Wickerhamiella sorbophila
Lineage: Eukaryota; Fungi; Ascomycota; Dipodascomycetes; Dipodascales; Trichomonascaceae
Product: Ammonium transporter 2
Exons: 1
Coding region: 1-1386 (461 amino acids)
Biological process (GO): ammonium transmembrane transport
Cellular component (GO): plasma membrane
Molecular function (GO): ammonium channel activity
Source: RefSeq, a predicted model, not a curated record